AUGCUCCCGAUCGUUCUUGUCGCCCUCGUUGGAGCAACUUUGGCUAUCGAUGAUCAAUCGAAAUUCGCCGCCGACAUGCCAGGCCCAAUGGGAUUCAAUCCAUCACUUGGUGGAGGAUCCCUUCCUGGACCCGGUGGAAACUUCGGUGGACCCCAACAAGACCAAUUCGGCGGAAAUGGACCAGUUGGACCAAUUGGCGGAGGAAUGGGUGCUGUUCUCUUUGCCGUUCUUCUUGCCAUUGCCAGUGCCGCUCCACAAAGGACAAUCAUCCAGAAGACGAUAAUCACAAGACCCGGCUUUGGAAAUGGAUUUGGUCAAAGCCGCAAUCAAUUCGGUCAACCGGGUUUCAAUCAAGGUUUUGGACCCGGUGGAUUUGGAAAUGGAUUCAACCGAGGUGGCGGUUUCAAUCGAGGUCCAACCAUCAUCAAAGAGACGAUCUUCCGACCCGGCAAA
Messenger RNA from Mesorhabditis belari, 453 nucleotides. Lineage: Eukaryota; Metazoa; Nematoda; Chromadorea; Rhabditida; Rhabditidae. The record is from the annotation of a GenBank genome assembly.